AGAUUUUAUUGAAUAACCUUUGUAAAAGUAAACAAUAAUGCAGCUAAAGUAAUGGGAUUACAAGUGUGGACCGCCUUUCAUUUAUCUUACACUUUUGCAGAAACUGAACCAGCAAGAAAAAAACAGAGAGUAGAAAAUGGGAAAGCUAGAAGGAGCACCUCAACUAUGGAUGUAACAAAUAAAUCAGCUUCUAAGUCAGCCACGAAGCGGAGGAUUUUCUUUACAGAAGCUGAAAGACAGGCAGUGGAGGCAGGAUUCUUGAAAGAAAUCAGACUUGCAAAAGUGCCAGGAAAACCUGACGUUGUAAACUUUGUUAAACAAAAUCCAACUUUUUCAAAGUACCCAUGGACUAAAAUUAAAUUUGCGGUACACAAUAUGAUAAAUGCCAGGAAGCGUAAAGAAAUGGACUCAGCAUAGUACUGAUAAUUUAGAAAUAGAUUUGGAACAUUAUUAUAGUAACAACAAAAAUCCUUCCUUUGUGUUCUAGAGAUGAGCUCAAAUAUUACAGCCAUGACAGUGUGUAUUUGCAGCUUGGAAAGCUGACUGAAGUGGUAUUUGUAAAGUCUGCCAGAACCUAGAAAUUCAUAGGAUUUUAUAGUGAGUGUAUCUUGUGAAACAAAACAGUCUUAUUCAUAUCUGUAAAUAUUUUAGGAAUUAUAGUAUGACACUUGGUAAUACAGAAAAUAAAGACAAAUGCAGGUACAAGCUGUCAAAUAGAAAAGAUAGAGGAUUUUACAUGAACAUCUUUUCAAAUUGAAUAUAUUAAACGAGUUGAAUAAAACAAUGGGUGGCUUUACCAACCAUUUUAUCAAUUUUAUUUAAUAAGUUUAAUGAAUUCAAUGUGGAAAGUCACAGGUGUAAUAUUCCUUGAGCAUGAACAAUUUUCCCUUUAUGUAAACUAGUAUAUAAGAAAUUUUAAGAAAAAAUUUUUUAUGAAACUACUAGCCUGAUUUCAACAUACUUUCAGACAAAGGGUCCUUCAGUGACGUUCUACAAAGCUUGUUCAGAUUUUUCUAAUUUUCAAAAAACAUGGCCACAAGAGUGCAAGGUCACUUUUCUCUUUAUGAAUACAGUGGAAACUUUAAAAAAAUUUCUUAGCCUUUUUAAAAUGAUUUCACAGAAAUUACUCUUGUGUGACCUUUACCAAGACUGUUCAAACUAAUAUGAUUGGUCAUUAAACAUGGCUGCUAGAGGGAAUAGUCAUUUAUAGCUCACCAGCGCACAAAGUGCUCAAGGUGAGCUAUUGUGGCAGUUCAUUGUCUGCCGUCCGUCAUCGGUCAACAUUUGCCUAGUGCACACUCUAGAGGCCACAUUUGUGACCCAGUUAUAUGAAACUUGGUCAGAAUGUAGCCUUGAUGAUCUCUAGGUCAAGUUCGAACCUGGAUCAUGUGGGGUCAAAAACUAGGUCAGUAGGCCAGAUUAAAAGAAAAGCUUGUGAACACUUUAGAGACCACAGUUGAGAGUCAUACUUUAUGAACUUGGUCAGAAUGUUUUCUUGAUAAUGUAUAUGUCAAUUUUGAAUCUUGGUCAACUGGGGUCAAAACUAGGUCAUCCGGUCAAAUCAAAGGAAACGCUUGUGAACACUCCACAGUUGUGACCCAAUCUUUAUGAAACUUGGUCAGAAUGUUUUCUUGAUGAUCUAUAGGUAACUUUGAAACUGGGUCAUGUUGGGUCAAAAACUAGGUCAGUACGCCAGAUCAAAGGAAAAGCUUGUGAACACUCUAGAGGCCACAGUUGUGACCCGAUCUUUAUGAAACUUGGUCAGAAUGUUUAUCUUGAUGAUUUCUAUGUCAAGGUCCAAACCGGGUCCUAUGGGGUCAAAAACUAGGUCAGUAGGCCAGAUCAAAGGAAAAGCUUGUGAACACUAUAGACCACAGUUGUGACUCGCUCUUUAUGAAACUUGGUCAGAAAGUUUGUCUUGAUAAUCUCUAGGUCAAGAUUGAAUCUGGGUCAUUUGGGGUCAAAAACCACUUCACAUGGUCAAAUCAAGUUUGUGAACACUUUAAUGGCAACAGUUGUGACUCAGUCUUUAUGAAACUUAAUCAGAAUGUUUGUCUUGGAAAACUUCUAGGUUAAGUUUGAGACUGAGUUAUGUAGGGUCAAAAACUAGGUCACAUGGUCAAAUCAAAGGAAAAGCUUGUGAAUUUUCUAGAGGUAGCAGUUGUGACCCAAUCUUUAUGAAACUUGGUCAGAAUGUUUGUCUUCAUAAUCUCUAGGUGAAGGUCUAAAUUGGGUCAUGUGGGAUCAAAACCUAGGUCAGUAGGCCAGAUCAACACUGGUGGGCAAUAUAGGGACAUCAUGGCCCUCAUGUUUCCUUUUCAAUUGUGUAUAUAUUAGAAACAUUAAAAAUGUUCUUGUCAGAAAUUACAGGCUGUUUAAAACAAUUUAAUACAAUUGUUUAUUUGAGUUUUAAGGUGUAUGAGGAAUUGACUGUCUACCGUUAUUGUUCAAAUUAUUGCCCUUGGAUCAAAAGUGAACAUGCCCAUGUGUGUGACAUGUAUGUAAUAUAGGCCAACAUGAAAUGAACUUUGAAUAUCUCCUUUUAAACUGUUAAUUGCAAGAACCCUGAUAUUUAUAUAAAUGUCGCUCUUCACUUGUACCUUGAAGGCUUUUACACAUGCGUGCAUUUUAGGGUCUGACAGUAUCCCUCCUGUUAUUUUUGUUAAAAUCGGCUACAAAUAAAAUGCUAUUUCUGUACAGUCAAAAAUCCCAUACAAUCAUUUUUGCUUGCAGCUUCUGACAUGUAAGACCCCAUAAAUAGGUUCUACACCUUAUUCACACCUAGUUGUUGGUCUGGACUGAGGACAGUUGUAUGUCUGUUGAUACUUGUAUUUUAACCUUGAUAGUAUUGUAGCUGCAGUCAUGCUAUUGGUUUUACUAUGGACUUCUGUAUUUAUGGUUGUUUGAAAAAUAAUUCAAGUUUAACUACAUAUUUGAAUUGUUCUUUCAGAAGGGAAAUAAAUUUGUUAAAAUUGGAA
Mercenaria mercenaria is the source of this 2978-nucleotide messenger RNA. RefSeq lists its product as uncharacterized. The transcript has 2 exons. Lineage: Eukaryota; Metazoa; Mollusca; Bivalvia; Venerida; Veneridae. The record is from RefSeq and is a predicted model, not a curated record. The coding region runs from base 52 to 417 and encodes 121 amino acids.